Corylus avellana is the source of this 510-nucleotide messenger RNA. The record is from RefSeq and is a predicted model, not a curated record. NCBI's taxonomy places the organism in Eukaryota, Viridiplantae, Streptophyta, Magnoliopsida, Fagales, Betulaceae.
AUGUAUCUGGAAAAAAAUCCUCCACUUGGGUGGGUCAAGGCCAAUUGGGACGCCGGAGUCAAUCAUCAAACAGGUCGUGUGGGUCUCGAGGUCGUUAUCCGGGAUCAUCAAGGCAGAAUGUGGGCGGCGAAAUGUGUGACUCGACUGGGAUUUUUGGAACCCACAGCAACGAAAACUUUGGCAGCUACUAUGGCGACUCAGUUGUGCACUGAGAUGGGGUUUAUGCAGGUCCAAUUGGAGGGAGAUGCGAAAGUGGUCGUGGAUGUUGUGACAUCCAUGCUGCCUGAUGAGAGUGUUAUGGGACAUCUUACGAAAGACCUGCGUAUAGCUCUCCGUUCUAUCCUAUCGUGGAAAAUGGGGCACAUACAAAGAGAAGGUAAUAAAGUUGUCCAUGCUCUAGCAAGUUUGGCUUUGCAGAAUGAGAUAGAUAGGGUGUGGCUUUAUGACCCCCCAGAUUGUAUACGCGAGACUAUGCAUGCAGAGGCUUUAGCCCUGCAGCGUAUGAUUUGA